CUAAAAAAGUAGCGAAAAGACAUAGUAAAGAGCAAGAAGCUGUAGUUGCUACCACAAUGGAUGACAGAAGCAAUGGACCCAUCAGAAUUUUAGGUGCAGGUUCCAAUACUCGACAAGUUGAAUCACCAAAUGUAGAUGGAGACUCUAGUCAAGAACCGAAGAAGAAAACUAGGGGGCCGUCAAAAUUAAAGAUGCAUGACAAAGGAAAACAAAAGUGUGAUGAGAUCGACUUCAAUGAAAGGAACCAACCGAUAGGACCUGAAUCGGUACAAUUAUGAACCUUAGAAGGGAUCUUAGCUCGAGAGUUGGUGCCAAUUAACAUAGAUUAUUGGGUUGAUGUUCCAGUUGAGAUUAAGGAUAAGUUAUGGGAUUGUGUGAAGCUUAGAUACAAAAUGCAUGAUAUCCACAAAACACAUGUGAUGCAAAAGUUUGCAAAAUUGUGGCGCAAUCACAAGUCUGAACUAUCAAGAAAAGUAAGAACUCUUGCUGCAACAGGUAAAGGUCAUUUAGCAAGUAAUAUUGCCCUCACCAAACCUGAUAACAUUGGAAUGGCUUAAUGGAAGACAUUUGUGAAAAAUCGACUUUCAAAAGGCUUUAUUGAAAAGAGUAACAAAUUCAAAGAUAUGAGGGCAAAGCAAAAUGUCUUACACACCAUGAGUCGAAAAGGUUAUGCACGAUUAGAGGAAGAAAUGAAAAAUCAGAGCCCACACCCAGAUUCUAUAUCUAGAAUUGAUGUUUGGAUUAAAGGACAUACAAGGAAGAAAGAAAAACCUGUGAAUGAAGUGCUUCAGGCAGCAGUGAAAAAGGUUGAAGAGCUUCACAAGCCUUCUACAAAAGAAGGCCCAAUGUCUACCAAAGAUGAUGCAAUUGUUCAUGCGUUUGGUCCAGAACGCCGUGGUAGUGUACGAGGGCUUGGAUUUGGAGCAUUGCCAUCGAAAGUUGAUGUACAAGUGUACCAAAAUCAAAACGUGAGAAAACUAAAUCAACAAAUGCUGCUUUUACAACAAGAACUCCAAGAGAUGAGAGCUGAAAUUUUAAAAGGAAAGAGGCAAAAUGAGGAACCAAGCGAAGAUGCAAUGGGUAGGAAACGUUCUCAUGGAGAAACCUAGGUAAAAUUGCCUUAAAUCAUUUGAGGGAAAGUCUUUUUUUGAAAAAUAGCUUUCAUGUCAGUUUAGUUUAAAAAUAAUAAAAUUGUGUUGAUAUGUGUGCAUAGGAAUUUAACAAGAUUUCAAGAAAUCAAUCUCUUUGACAAUGAAUCAAAAUAGAGUUUGUUACAGAUAUUUAUAUCUUCUAAUAUAGCUGAUUAGUCACUAAUUCUAACCAACUAUAAUAGUAUCUCAUUAGUCACUAAUUCUAACAAAAUAAAAUAAAACAUAUACAUAUAUUAUAAUAGAGAAUAGUAUUUCAAGCUUUUGUAAUAUGUUGAUUUGUCUUCAUAUAUAGCAAGAUUUUUAUAGAAGGAUAUUUCACAAAUUUUUUAAACAAAUUAAUUACAACUUGUAGGAGCCAAGCAAAGGGACAAAUGACAAGAAACAUUCUUAUAGACAAAUGCAAGUAAACUCGCACAUUUCUCAUGCUUGUACUUUUGCUUGCUUCAUUUUCUACUCAACCUUUUGUCAUUUUUGCAUAUGGAUCCCAUCAUAUAUUAAAUUUGAGUAAACAAAUACUUCUUACGAUUGUAUUACAAUUUUUUUAGGGUAAGAAAAAUAGUGCAAGUGGUGAACAUAGGGUGCACAAAGGUGGUGAACAUAGGAUGCACUCACAAGAAAAUAUUUGGGGUGAUGAAAAUAACGAAGGCUGUGAAAAUGAAGACAUUUGGUUGCAUGAUGAGAAUGAAAUUGGAAAUGAUGGAUCUAACUUGGACAAUGCCAAAUGCAAAUUGUUGUAUUGGGGUGGGACAAAGGUGGUGGUUGCGGAAGGCACAAUUGCAUCAACAGAUUCUAAACAAUUGGUACAUCACGUGCCUCUUGGCCCUGGGUGUUGGAAAGUGUGGGUUAAUCAUGUCAAAGUCAAUGCACCAUUGUUUCGCCCUAAUCGUGAGAUGUUUGUACUUGAGGAUGCUAUUGGAAGCACUAUUGCUUGGCCAAACCAUUUCAUCAGCUUUGAUUUUGAGUAGAAAUUCUAAUAUCUAUGGAUAAUUUUUGAUAUGACUUUGAUGCUUUUGGAUAUAGUUUUGGAUAGUUUAGAAACUCUAACAUCUUUGGAUAGUUUUGGAUUUUGUUUAGAAACUUGUAUAUGAUAUAAUUUUUGGAUGGUUUAGAACUUUUUGGACAAUUAGAAGUUAAGGAUAGUUCUUUUUGAGUGGUUUUGAAUUAAGGUUAGUUUUUGGA
Camellia sinensis is the source of this 2330-nucleotide messenger RNA. The record is from RefSeq and is a predicted model, not a curated record. NCBI's taxonomy places the organism in Eukaryota, Viridiplantae, Streptophyta, Magnoliopsida, Ericales, Theaceae.